AUGAAUGCUGGGGUUGACGACCAAGCCCCGCAAACAAGUCUAGCAAAUGGCGGCAGCGGAGCGCAUCACCACGACAAUGCCCAUUCAGACCUCUCGCAGGUUCUAGAGGCACUGCAGGCCAUCUAUGCCCCGACCUCGAGCAACGAAACCCGCCGACAGGCCACCGAAUACCUCGAGCAAGCAAAGCGUCACCCCGAAGCCCCAUCACACGGCCAUACGCUCGCCCUCGACCGCUCGCAGCCUGCGCAACUGCGCUACUAUGGCCUCACCAUGCUUGAGCACUCCAUCAAGUAUGGCUGGGAGGACUACACCGUGGACCAAGGUACCGCGCUGAGAGGCUAUGCCAUCGAGCUUGCGCAGAACGUAACGGAGACCGACCCUGUCUACAUUCGGAACAAGAUUGCCCAAUUAUGGACAGAGAUUGCCAAACGCAGCUGGGGCGCAGAGUGGUUAGACAUGGAUGAGCAAUUAGUAGCCCUCUGGACAAACUCAUUACACCACCAGGCCAUAGUACUUUAUGUCCUCGAAACCCUCUCCGAAGAGGUCUUCAAUCGCGAAGAUGCUACCGCUGGCCUGCGAGGCACCGACCUGGGGCGGGCCUGUGUCGAGAUCUUCACGCCUCAAAUUGUUAUACAAGAGCAGCUUCCUACUAGGGAAAAAGGUCCUGAUUUACGGUGCGGAGACGAAGGUUGGUUGACGAGGCUAUGCAAAAACCUGGAUUGGUGCUUGGGACAGGACUACCAGAACCAGGAAAACGUCAAAGCCAGUGCUGUCAAAUCCAUGCAUGCCCUUAGAGCCGCCAUGCCAUGGGUCAUGCCCAAAGCCAUUGCGGCCACUCAGGUCAUUGAGGCUGUCUGCAAGGCUCUAGCCACACCAGCAGUCGAGAUACAAAUUGCUGCAGUCGAAACCCUACAGGCUAUAUACAACCGAACGCACUUACACGACGACGAGUUCGUGGAGCUAGUAUGCCCCAUGUUUACACCAGGCAGCGUCUCGCUCCUUCGGGAAGUAUACAAUUGGACACUCGUGGACAUGGACGUCAAUGACAUCGAUGACCAGAAAUAUAUGCUUUGCAAGAGGCUAUCUGAGUUGGCAAACAACCUUGGUCUGUUCAUUGAACAAAAGCCCCAAUCUAUUCCAGAGAACAGCGAUCUCGCCGGUGUAUUUGGUUUUCUGUACGACAUUAUGCGCAACCCAAGUCUUGUCGUUUCCAUACCCGUCCUUCACUGUUGGACUAAGCUACUGCGAUCGAGCGUUGUUCGCGAGUCUGACGUCGUGAACUCCAUGGUUGGAGGUCUGCUCGAGACAUGUUGUGCGCGAUUGAUCCGCUACGAGGCCCUUCCUGAAGAUGCCGAAGACGUGACGUUGCAAUUUUUGAAUGAAGACAUUGACACUGUUCCCGAACGACAUGCCUUCCUAGGCAAUUAUAGGAGAUUCUGCGCAGAUGUAAUCGAAGUACUUGUGCGCAAGACGCCGAUUGAGGCCAUGGAGCAUAUCCUUGCUCAAGCAACCAACAUGUUGCAAAACCUGUACCGCGACCGUCCCUCUUUUCAACCACAGACAUUUAGCAAAAACUCGCCCCAAGUCCUUCAGGUCGACGCCCAAGUUACGGUUAUUGAGGCUGCUCUCAAAGGCUACAUGAAAUGGCAACAAAGUCAAGGCGAGGAUGCCCAAGCCGAUGAGCGAACGCGAAGUGUUCUAGAGGACUCACUAGAGCAAUGGGGCCGUCAGAUUCUGCAAGCGCAAUUCGAUGAUCCUGAGGUUGCAAGAAAGAUCAUAUCGCUCAUGGCCACCCUUGCCACGAAGUCACUUGGCGACCGGCCUGGCUUUGCGCUAACUUUCCUUGAGUACAUGCUUACCAUACGUCUAGCGGAUGACACCAGCUAUGCUCAGUACUCGGAAGCAGUAAAGGACCUAGAGCGCAUAUGCAGCUUGGAGAUGCAGAAACUAGCCAUGAAGUUCGCCGAUGAUUUUAUGAACGUCUACGAGCAAUUAGAAGCAAAGAUCAAUGAGAUGAUCAAUGACCCCACGACUGACGAACGCCAACGAAUGGCAUACUCUGCUUUCCUUUUCAUCAUCAUACACAGGUGUACAACGUUAGACCACACCAUUCAAACAGAGCGCAUGAGACAGAUGUUGAACCGCGUCAAGGAGGCAUGGCAGAAUGAUGAGUUUACUAAAGCCAUCUCUUCGUUCCAGUCUUUCUGCGACGUCCUGGGCAUGGGUCAAUUACCCGAAUUCCUGUCUGCCAACAAUUUUCGCGGCGUGCAGGAUUGGUCUGAACAACAAUUGCCUAGUGAUGGUCAAGCAUUGCAAGCUUCAAUCCUUGAGCGAUCUCAACAACUGCCUCUGCGACUGACUAAGACGCUACUUGCAGCAUCGACUGAGAAGUUGCGAGACGGUACUGCUGCAUAUGAGACUGCUGCAGCACUGUGGGCAGAGACGAUACCUGUGCUACUUCCCAAUCUUCUCCAGCUCGUGAGCCAUGCGCAAGCAUUUAACGACAUUGACAGCAACUGGUCACACCUGCCGAUCGAACUGCAACAGGUCAUUCGACGUGUUCUGACUGAUCGGUUCUGGCAAGCGGGCAUCUCAACGGAAAGCAGAGAUGACUUCUUCGCUAAGGUCAGUGGCUCCAAGUCCACCUACGAAGGUUUCGCGUCAACCGUUCGAGGCACUGUCCGACAAAUCAGAGAGAGUUCUUACUACAUACUCUACUCGUUGACAAGAUUUCGAGACUUCUUCUAUGGCAUACAAGACUUACCGGGACCGCUCAGCCAAGCUCUCUUUGGGCACGCUGGUGCCUUGACCGCACAUCACUUGUCCGUUCUGCUUACGGUAUCUACGCAUCUUAUCGAGGGGUGUCCGUCACAGUUACGGUCACAGUUUCUACCGCCUAUGAUUCAAGGGCUAUUCAGGGAACUAGACAGGAAGAUCUCUGGGGAAUGGAGCGAGAUUGCUCGCCAAGUGGCGGAAUCAGGGGAUAAUGACAACUUGACAGAUGAGAUGAAGACCGAAAGUAUCCUUCGUCAGCUUACAUACUCUUCGGUCUCGCUUGUCGCCGUCCUGCUUGAUUCACGGCAGGAGUUUGCUCGGCAAGAUGAUCAAAGUCGCAAGGAAGCCAAUGCGCCACCAAUGUGUGAUUUCAUUCUCACUACACCUUCAGUCUUGGAGCCGAUUCUCCUCUUCUGCAACUCUACCAUCCGUGUAAGAGACACUCGAUCUGUCAUCACUAUUGUGCGUGUCAUGCGGACGCUUCUUCCACGCUUCAAGGAAAAGUCUCCGAUCCGGGAUUAUUUCUGCAAUGACAUUCUGAAAUCUGCCAUCACAUCGCUACACGAACCAUACUUUGUUGAUUGCCAGAAGGAACUUGCGUCUCUGAUUGCAGGUAUCAUCCAUCUCGACGAUGAGAUUCCACGCUCCAUCAUCCUUUCAUUGCCUGGCAUGGGUGACGAAGCUCGUGUCGACCGCCGGCUCGCAAAACUCCAAAGUGCAAACCGUCAGGAUGAGAGGAUGCAGAGGAGCAUCGUCUUGGAUCUGCUCAGUAGUAUCAAGGGUGUAAGUAUCCAUGAGCAAGGUAAAAUCCAGCGGCCAAAGGCAAAGUCUAGGACGGCGAUGAUGGAACAAUACAUGACUGUUGAUCAGCAGCCAGCCAUUGUUCGUGGAACGAGCCCGGGUCUUGCAGGCGUUGCUGAUAUGUUUGGGGGGCAGUAA
This is a messenger RNA of Bipolaris victoriae FI3, 3714 nucleotides long. RefSeq lists its product as hypothetical. Gene Ontology annotation, biological process: RNA export from nucleus; protein export from nucleus. Gene Ontology annotation, molecular function: small GTPase binding; RNA binding; nuclear export signal receptor activity. The transcript has 4 exons. NCBI's taxonomy places the organism in Eukaryota, Fungi, Ascomycota, Dothideomycetes, Pleosporales, Pleosporaceae. The record is from RefSeq and is a predicted model, not a curated record. Gene Ontology annotation, cellular component: cytoplasm; nucleus; RNA nuclear export complex. The coding region runs from base 1 to 3714 and encodes 1237 amino acids.